AUGCUCACAGCCAGCGCAUCGUCAUCAUCCUUACCUCAAAAUUCUCGAUCCUUUGCUCUUUCAAAAAAAGUAAGCAGUGCCCAUGCACUUCCACCUUCAUAUCGGUCACUCAUGACAACUGAUGAUUCAAGGAUUCUUGAUUUCUAUGUUGAUGAUUUUGAUGUCGACACAGAUGGAAAAAGAUUUAUUUGGCAGGGUAUCUGCAAGUUUCCUUUUAUUGAUGAAGAGCGCCUUCUUGAUUCAACAAAAAUGAUUAAGAAGGAACUGACUGAGGAGGAAGCUAAAAGAAAUCCUGAGAAUGUCGACAAGUAG
This is a messenger RNA of Lactuca saligna, 312 nucleotides long. The record is from the annotation of a GenBank genome assembly. NCBI's taxonomy places the organism in Eukaryota, Viridiplantae, Streptophyta, Magnoliopsida, Asterales, Asteraceae.